Messenger RNA from Penicillium canariense, 1323 nucleotides. Its product is annotated as TBC domain-containing protein. NCBI's taxonomy places the organism in Eukaryota, Fungi, Ascomycota, Eurotiomycetes, Eurotiales, Aspergillaceae. The transcript is spliced from 3 exons. The record is from RefSeq and is a predicted model, not a curated record. Gene Ontology annotation, cellular component: mitotic spindle pole body. Bases 1 to 1323 code for a protein of 440 amino acids. Gene Ontology annotation, biological process: negative regulation of septation initiation signaling; activation of GTPase activity. Gene Ontology annotation, molecular function: GTPase activator activity.
AUGGCCAAGCCUCAGCCGUCUUGGUAUCUCGGUGGCCCCGAGGCGCCAUCCUCGCCGCGGACGAUGCGCACGCUGCGGAAGAUCCAGUCUCAUCAGGUCCUGACCAGCUCCAGCGCCCUUAUUGCCCAGACCCAGUCCUCCUACCCUUCGGGUGCUCGUGCUGUCGAUGGGUCGACAGCAGCACAACCGAGUGCUGCGAUACGUGCUCCAACCCGUCGGCCCCGAUCGAACAGUGACGCGACCACUCGUGAAGUCACACCGGCAGCACCAGCCCCGACGCAGAGGCGUCCUGCUCGCAAAACGGGCUCAGGGGUGGGAAUCAAGAGGUCUCUUCUAGAGAAUCUUGUGCGCGACGGGCCGCAGAAUGGAGACACACACGAGGCAUUGCAGGAAUUGAAAUACCUUGUCCUGUCAACCAGAGUAGACGCAGAUGGGGACGGCAUGUCCCCAUAUCGAGUCUAUCUAUGGUCGAUUCUUUUGAAUGUUUCACCCGUUCCCACUGAUGACUACCUCGCCCUCGUCCAUCGCGGUGGCUCCCCGGCUUACGCGAAGAUUCGCAACGAUACUUUCCGCACCCUCGCGACCGACCCUCUCUUCAAACGCCGUGUAACCGAAGCAAGUCUCAUCCGGCUACUCAAUGCGGUGGCAUGGAAGCUCCGGGACUCCAAAACAAGACCUCGGUCCCGGCCUUCUUCAUCGAGAAGACGUGAGAUGGAACUGCUGGUGAACACACCACCGAGCAUUCAAGAAGAGCCUGACCUAGAUGAUCGAGGUUCAGUGCACAGCACCGCUGUCAGUGAUUCGGCGAUUUAUGUGCAAGGCAUGAAUGUCCUCUGCGCACCCUUCUUGUAUGCGGCUCGUAGUGAAGUAGAAGCAUUCGCUCUCUUCCACUACUUUGUCACCAAAGAGUGCCCGGGCUAUAUUCGCGGGGCUAUGGAUGGAGUUCACAGAGGUCUCCGACUGGUCGAUCGGUGCUUGGAGAUCGUCGAACCCAAGCUUGCAGCUUACCUCUUUUCCAAGGGAAUGUAUGCCGAGCUCUAUGCUUUCCCAUCGGUCUUGACCCUAUGUGCCUGCACACCACCAUUGCCAGAGGUCCUGCAUCUGUGGGAUUUCCUUUUUGCGUAUGGCCCUCAUCUUAAUAUCCUGUGCAUUGUAGCUCAGUUGAUCCGUAUGCGGGAUACCCUCCUUGAGAGUCCGAGCCCUAACAAAAUCCUUCGGUCUUUGCCUCCUCUGGAUGCCAAGGAUAUCAUUGCUUUGACCGUUCUUCUCGUGCAAAAGAUCCCCAAUGAUCUCUACGCGGAGAUGAUCAAUCAUGCAAAGUAA